GUGAGUCUAUUCGUGAUGUUUGUAAUAAACGGUUAAAACUGUAAAAUACUUGACAAUUGUCUGCAACCGUAGAUCCGUUUGUUUGGUCUCUCCAUCGCAUGUCUUGACGUGUGCUGUCAUUGCCAUCACUACCAUCGCUAUAUGAAUGCCAUUCGUGUGACAUUUGGCUCGUAAUAGGACUCACGAGUGGAUUGAGUGGUGAAAUGGUGUGAUGUAUGGACUAAAAGUGUGUCAAAUGUGUGUCUAAUCCGCGAAUACAUCGAUGUCUGCAAUGGAGGAGCACUCAAGACGUGGUGUGAAGGACCUGAAGGAUGUGAUACCGGGUUUAGUCCAUUUGGCAGAACUGAGCAGAGGUCGACUCUAUUUGGCGACCGUUAAGCCCGGACUCGUGAACCCUUUGAAGACUAAAUCGGAUUCAAUGAUCACUUACUUC
Messenger RNA from Oppiella nova, 433 nucleotides. The record is from the annotation of a GenBank genome assembly. NCBI's taxonomy places the organism in Eukaryota, Metazoa, Arthropoda, Arachnida, Sarcoptiformes, Oppiidae.